Prunus dulcis (almond) is the source of this 1277-nucleotide messenger RNA. Its product is annotated as probable carboxylesterase 2. The record is from RefSeq and is a predicted model, not a curated record. Gene Ontology annotation, molecular function: hydrolase activity. The coding region runs from base 120 to 1079 and encodes 319 amino acids. Lineage: Eukaryota; Viridiplantae; Streptophyta; Magnoliopsida; Rosales; Rosaceae. The transcript has a single exon.
CUUAUCUCAUCUCCCAAAAUAAAUUGCAUGCCAAUUCUCCAAAUCUCUUGCCCCUCUAAUUCAAGUCAUACGUGACCUUUUCUUCUUUUGCUUCUGCUUCUUCUUCUUCUUCCAUACAAAUGGCUUCAACCACAUCACCAGAAGUCUCACUUGAAGUCUUGCCCUACCUGCGAGUGCUCAAAGACGGAACAAUUGACAGAAUCGCCGGAACCCAAGUCUUCCCGGCCGGCCUGGACCCUCAGACCGGAGUUUUAUCCAAAGACAUCGUCCUCAUACCCGAAACCGGAGUCUCGGCCAGGCUCUACAUACCCAACAACAUCACCAAAACUGAUCACAAGCUUCCCCUCAUCGUUUACUUCCAUGGCGGGGCCUUUUUCAUAUCCUCAGCCGCCGACCCGCUUUACCACAACAGCCUCAACAUGCUUGUUGCUGAAGCAAAAGCCAUCGCUGUUUCGGUAAAUUACAGGUUGGCCCCUGAGCACCCCCUCCCUACUGCAUAUGAAGACUCUUGGGCUGCACUCAAUUGGGUGUUUGGUGGUGGAGAAGAUGGUGAUUUGUGGGUUAAGGAGCAUGUUGAUUUUGGGCGGGUGUUCUUGGUUGGAGACAGUGCAGGGGCUAAUAUUGCACACCAUUUGGCCUUACGGGUGAAGGCAUCCGACGCGGAUCCGAAGGUGAAGAUUGCCGGGAUUGGUUUGGUCCAUCCUUAUUUUUGGGGGGAGGAGCCAAUUGGUGGAGAGGUGACAGAUUUGGUGAGGAAGUCAAUGGUGGACAAAUGGUGGCAGUUCGUUUGCCCGUCAGAGAAAGGGGGGGAUGACCCGCUUAUUAACCCCUUUGGGGAUGGAGCCCCGAGUAUUGAGGGGUUGGCUUGUGGGAAAGUGCUUGUUCUUGUUGCGGGAAAAGACAUAUUGAGGGACAGAGGGAGGCUUUAUUAUGAUGAACUGGUGAAGAGCAGUUGGAGAGGGAGGAAGGAGUAUACUGAAACAGAAGGCGAGGACCAUGUCUUUCACAUCUUUAAUCCCAAUUGUGAAAAAGCUAAGAGCUUGAUUAAGCAUUUGGCUUCUUUCAUAAACCAAGAUUAGUGCAUAUUCCAUGAAAAAGGUUGCUUUCUGGACAAUAUUAUCUGUGGGGAAAUUGACAAAGUGGUGGGAUUCCUUUGUCAAUCUUUGUAUCAGGCAUUUUCAAUGUCAUUGCUGUUAUUGUACUUAUUUCUUCUCUUUACUUUCUCGGUUGCAUAUGUAAGCUGUUUGAAUAAGCAAAAGCUAUUUUCAGUAGGAUUA